Molecule: messenger RNA, 1291 nt
Organism: Diabrotica virgifera virgifera (western corn rootworm)
Lineage: Eukaryota; Metazoa; Arthropoda; Insecta; Coleoptera; Chrysomelidae
Product: carboxypeptidase N subunit 2
Exons: 2
Coding region: 39-1103 (354 amino acids)
Cellular component (GO): extracellular matrix
Molecular function (GO): protein binding
Source: RefSeq, a predicted model, not a curated record
UUUAUAAAUAUUAUAUAUAAUAAUUCUUAGUAAUUAAAAUGGCGCUAGUUUUAUUAUUCCUCGUGUUAUUUGUUCACAUUUCCAGUGAAAAUCUAGUUGAUAUUACAUUCAGAAAUGUCACAUUUAACGGAUAUUUCGUAUUUACCCCCAGAUUCAAACCGACCAUCCUACUUGGAAAUAACUUGAAGGAUUUUAUACCGAAUACCAAUUUUGAUAACAUAGAGUUUAUUGAUCAGAAGAUACCAAUUUUUUACAAAGAUGCCAUCGCUGAUAUAGAUAGACUAACUGAGUUGUACGUAGAAAAUUGUAAUGUAGAAGAGAUCAGACCUGGAACUUUCAGAAAUGUAUCCAACUUAAGCAAGUUAUCUUUUAGAUAUAACAAGCUUCGCCUAAUAGAAAAUGGAGUAUUUAAUCAUCUGAAUUUAACCACACUGGACUUAAGUUUCAACCAAAUAAGUGUUAUAUAUCCCGAUGCAUUCAAUCACAUGCACGAAUUGUUUCACAUAAACCUUGCCUACAACUUAAUACCAACGUGGAAUCCCAAAUGGUUUAAGGAUACACCAAACUUAUACAUGCUGUAUUUCAAAGCUAAUCUUAUAGAGGAAUUACCUGCUCACAGUUUUAAAAAUUUAAAGCGAAGUAAAUUAUCGGUUCUUGAAUUGAUUUUCUCAAAUAAUAAUAUAUCCAAAAUAGAUCCUCAAGCUUUUUCAGAAGUACGUCAAAUAAACUUGCUUUCCUUAAGUAACAAUAAACUAGAAUCUUUUGAUAAAGAUUUGCUUAAAAACGUUGUAGUUUGGGAUUUAAGACUUAACAAUAAUAGCAUCAGCUGUUUCGAUGGAGAUCUAGAUAAGUUGUUUAAAGCACCUUACAACUAUAUAGAGUACAAUCCUUUCACAUGUCCUUGCCUACAUCGCUUAAAGCAUUGGUCGAAUAAAAGAGGCAAAGAGCUUGGUAUUGCUGAUUCAAAAUGUACUGGUGGUGACGAUGAAGAAGAAGAAGAUAAGGUUAUCGAAAUGGAAGAAGUUUUUGAAGUAGAGAAAGAUGUCUAUGCUAUCCAGAAAAUUACUUUGGUAUUACCGAAAAAUUCCAAACUUAGAAAUUAAAUAUAAAAUAAAUAAGAAUUUGAAAUAAUUUUUAGCUUUUAGUAAAAAUUAAAUUUUAAUUAAAAUCGUUACUAUGUACAUUUUGUAGUAUUGUUGUAAGAGGUUAUUACUAACUUUAUUUAUAUUAGUAUAUUAUUAUGUAGAUAUUACAGAGCCUAUACCAGGUAAUAAAUAAUUUGUUCAAGUUA